Pelecanus crispus (Dalmatian pelican) is the source of this 2533-nucleotide messenger RNA. The record is from RefSeq and is a predicted model, not a curated record. Lineage: Eukaryota; Metazoa; Chordata; Aves; Pelecaniformes; Pelecanidae.
UUGUUGAAUGUUGGACCGAGGAGAUCUCAGCCAGGCCAGAGGAGAGAGCCCAGGAAGAUCAUCACUGUGUGUGUGAAGGAGGAUGUCCACCUCAAGAAGGCAGAGAAUGCCUGGAAGCCGAGCCUGAAGAGAGAAAACCAAACCGAGGACCCAGAAAAUGUCAAAACCCAGGAGCUGUUCCGCAAGGUACGAAGCAUCUUGAACAAGCUGACGCCCCAGAUGUUCAAUCAGCUCAUGAAGCAAGUGACAGACCUGACAGUAGAUACAGAAGAGAGGCUGAAAGGAGUCAUCGACCUGGUCUUCGAGAAGGCUAUCGACGAACCGAGCUUCUCGGUGGCGUAUGCCAACAUGUGCAGAUGUCUUGUAACGCUGAAAGUGCCCAUGGCAGACAAACCUGGGAGCACAGUAAAUUUCCGCAAGUUGCUCUUAAAUCGCUGCCAGAAGGAAUUUGAAAAGGACAAGGCUGAUGAUGACGUCUUUGAAAAGAAGCAGAAAGAACUUGAAGCUGCUACCACUCCAGAGGAGAAGACACGGCUCCAUGACGAGCUGGAAGAGGCCAAGGACAAAGCCCGACGGAGAUCCAUUGGGAAUAUAAAAUUCAUUGGCGAGCUUUUCAAACUAAAAAUGCUGACGGAGGCUAUCAUGCAUGACUGCGUGGUAAAGCUGCUGAAAAACCACGAUGAGGAGUCCCUCGAGUGCCUUUGCCGCCUGCUAACUACCAUUGGCAAGGACCUGGACUUUGAGAAAGCAAAGCCUCGCAUGGACCAGUAUUUUAAUCAGAUGGAGAAGAUUGUGAAAGAGAGGAAAACAUCUUCAAGGAUUCGGUUCAUGCUUCAGGAUGUAAUAGACCUAAGGCUGUGCAACUGGGUGUCACGGAGAGCAGACCAGGGUCCGAAGACCAUCGAGCAGAUUCAUAAAGAAGCCAAGAUUGAAGAGCAAGAAGAACAGAGGAAGGUCCAACAACUCAUGACCAAAGAGAAGAGGAGACCGGGUGUCCAGCGGGUCGAUGAAGGCGGUUGGAACACUGUGCAGGGGGCGAAGAACAGCAGAGUGCUGGACCCCACCAAGUUCCUUAAAAUCACCAAGCCCACAAUAGAUGAGAAGAUUCAGCUUGUGCCUAAAGCCCAGCUGGGCAGCUGGGGAAAGGGCAGCAGUGGUGGAGCCAAGGCAAGCGAGAUGGACUCCUUACGACCAAGUGCCACGAGUUUGAACAGAUUUUCUGCACUGCAGCCUCCAGUCUCAUCUGUAUCUGCCUCAUCCGCAUCCUCAGAAUUAGAUUCUCGCAGGGCCUUAACUAGUCGCGGGAGCACGGGCAGGGAGAAGAACGACAAACCUCUCCCGCCUUCCCUCUCCCGUCCCAACACCUUCCUACGGGGCAGCAGCAGUAAAGAGCUGCUGCUCGACAAUCAGGCACAAGAGGAGCAGCGGCGGGAGAUGCUGGAGACGGUGAAGCAGUUAACAGGCGGCAUGGAGAUGGACAGGAACAGCACAGAGGCGGAGAGGAACAAAGCCAAGGAAUCUGCCAAGCCAGAAGCUCCCCCAGCUCCAGCACAAGAAAAGCCUUCCCUGUCAGAAGAGGAAAUAGAGAGAAAAUGCAAAUCUAUCAUUGAUGAGUUCUUGCAUAUUAACGAUUUUAAGGAAGCAAUGCAGUGCGUGGAGGAGCUGAGCGCCCAGAAUCUCCUGCCUGUUUUUGUGCGAGUGGGAGUGGAGUCGACGCUCGAGAGGAGUCAGAUCACCAGGGAUCACAUGGGCCAGUUAUUACAUCAGUUGGUGCAGUCGGGAAAGCUGAGCAAGCAGGAUUUCUUCAAGGGUUUUUCAGAUACCUUGGAGAUGGCAGACGAUAUGGCCAUAGAUAUACCCCAUAUUUGGUUGUACCUAGCUGAGUUGGUGACCCCCAUGUUAAAAGAAGGAGGAAUCUCUAUGAGAGAACUUAUACAAGAAUUUAGCAAACCUUUGCUUCCUGUGGGAAGAGCCGGCGUCUUGCUUGCUGAAAUCUUGCACCUUCUAUGCAAACAAAUGAGCCAUAAGAAAGUGGGAGCCUUAUGGAGGGAGGCUGGCCUCAGUUGGAAGGACUACUUACUCGAAGGGGAGGAUGUACAUACCUUUCUCAUGGAACAAAAGUUGGACUUCACGGAGUCCGACUGUUCCAGUUCCUCAGAAGCACUUUCAGAGAAAGAACUCUCUGCGGAAGAGCUGAACAAGCAGCUAGAAAAACUCAUUGUUGAGGACAAGGCGAAUGAUGAACAAAUCUUUGACUGGGUAGAGGCUAAUCUAGAUGAAAGCCAGAUGAGUUCACCUACAUUCCUUAGAGCUUUAAUGACAGCAGUUUGUAAAGCAGCUAUUAUAGCGGACUCUUCUAGCUUCAGCGUGGACACUGCUGUUAUCAAACAGAGAGUGCCGAUCUUACUCAAGUACCUAGACUCAGACACAGAGAAGGAACUACAAGCACUUUAUGCACUACAAGCAUCAAUAGUAAAACUUGAUCAGCCUCCUAGUAAGUGUUGCCUCUGCGCUGGGGAUUUGAACCCUGACG